This is a messenger RNA of Erpetoichthys calabaricus (reedfish), 2755 nucleotides long. RefSeq names its product leucine rich repeat containing 8 VRAC subunit Aa (gene lrrc8aa). The transcript is spliced from 4 exons. The record is from RefSeq and is a predicted model, not a curated record. Gene Ontology annotation, molecular function: protein binding. Bases 292 to 2712 code for a protein of 806 amino acids. NCBI's taxonomy places the organism in Eukaryota, Metazoa, Chordata, Cladistia, Polypteriformes, Polypteridae.
UGCCAGGACCCCUCCGUGUAUUUUUGGAUUUUUUUUUUUUCACCUCGCUACUGACUUAACUUCCUGGGUGGGGGUACCGAGGAGAGAACAAACAGCGCAUCACCGAGGGACACAAAAGGCGGCCGAGAGCAGCGAAUUCCUCGUCAGGAGCCGCACAUCCAGACGCUCCCAUGGCGCAGGGGGAGAGCCAAGUCCCUCGCUUGUGUCGGCACCACGUCCCCAAGGAUAUCGUCUGCUUGGAGUACAGAGCCCUGAAGUACAGAUAACGCAGCCGCCCUGGACAGGUAGACAAUGAUUCCCAUUACUGAACUGCGGUACUUCGCUGACACCCAGCCAGCAUACCGAAUCCUCAAGCCAUGGUGGGAUGUCUUCACCGACUAUAUCUCUAUCGUCAUGCUUAUGAUCGCAGUCUUUGGCGGAACUCUGCAGGUCACCCAAGACAAGAUGAUCUGCCUGCCGUGCAAGUGGGUCGUGAACAAGACGUGUGACGAUACCGUGAGGCUGCCGGCAGAUCAGUUCCCCAACUCCACGGUGCCAACUGGCUCUCCGUUUCCAGAGCCUAAAGGGAUUAAGUACGACCUUGAUCGGCAUCAGUAUAAUUAUGUGGAUGCCGUGUGCUACGAGAACAAGCUGCACUGGUUUGCCAAAUACUUCCCUUACUUAGUUUUGUUGCACACACUCAUCUUCCUGGCAUGCAGCAACUUCUGGUUCAAGUUCCCCAGGACUAGCUCCAAGCUUGAGCACUUUGUGUCCAUCCUCCUGAAGUGCUUUGACUCUCCCUGGACCUCGCGUGCUUUGUCAGAGACUGUAGUGGAGGAGAGUGACCCAAAGCCGGCCUUUGGGAAGAUGAAUGGCUCGAUGGACAAAAAGGCCUCGUCUGUCAGUGAGGAUGUGGAAGCCACUGUCCCUAUGCUCCAGAGGACUAAGUCUCGGAUUGAGCAAGGCAUUGUAGACCGUUCAGAGACUGGCGUCUUAGACAAAAAGGAAGGAGAACAGGCCAAAGCCCUUUUUGAGAAAGUCAAGAAGUUCCGCACUCACGUGGAAGAGGGUGACAUUGUCUAUCGACUGUACAUCAGGCAGACCAUUAUUAAAGUGAUCAAGUUCAUAUUGAUCAUUUGCUACACGGGCUACUAUGUCAACAACAUCAAGUUUGAUGUAGACUGCAGUGUGGACAUUGAGAACCUCACGGGUUACCGCAUGUACCGCUGUGCCCACCCAUUGGCCACCCUUUUCAAAAUCUUGGCCUCCUUCUAUAUUAGCCUGGUUGUGGUCUAUGGCUUGAUCUGCAUGUACACCUUGUGCUGGAUGCUCCGUCGCUCACUCAAGAAGUACUCUUUUGAGUCCAUCCGAGAAGAGAGCAGCUACAGUGACAUCCCUGAUGUGAAGAAUGACUUUGCUUUCAUGCUGCAUAUGAUAGACCAGUAUGACCCUCUCUACUCCAAACGCUUUGCCAUUUUCCUCUCGGAGGUCAGCGAGAACAAACUGCGGCAGCUGAAUCUCAACAACGAAUGGACGCUGGAUAAGCUACGACAGAGGAUUACUAAGAAUGCCCAAGAGAAGCUAGAACUUCACCUCUUCAUGCUAAGUGGGAUUCCCGAUACUGUGUUUGACCUCCUUGAGCUUGAGGUCCUAAAGCUGGAGCUCAUUCCAGACGUUACCAUCCCACCUACAAUUGCCCAACUGUCAAACCUCAAGGAGCUUUGGCUUUAUCACACUCCGGCCAAAAUUGAGGCUCCAGCUCUUGCCUUUCUGAGGGAGAACCUCCGGUCUUUGCAUAUCAAGUUCACGGACAUAAAAGAAAUUCCCCUGUGGAUUUACAGCUUGAAGAACCUGAUGGAGCUCCACCUGACCGGGAACCUGAGCGCUGACAACAACCGCUACAUUGUCAUCGAUGGCUUGCGAGAACUGAAGAGACUGAAGGUCUUAAGGUUGAAGAGCAACUUGACCAAGCUGCCUCAGGUUGUGACCGACGUCGGCGUUCACUUGCAGAAGCUAUCCAUUAACAACGAGGGCACAAAACUCAUGGUCCUCAACAGUCUGAAGAAGAUGGUUAACUUGACUGAGCUGGAACUCAUUCGUUGCGACCUGGAGCGAAUCCCUCACUCAAUAUUCAGCCUUCACAACCUCCAGGAGAUUGACCUGAAAGACAACAAUCUGAAGACCAUUGAAGAGAUCAUCAGCUUCCAGCACCUCCACCGACUUGUAUGCCUUAAACUCUGGUACAACCAAAUUGCCUACAUACCCAUCCAGAUUGGCACACUCACCAACCUGGAGCGGCUUUAUCUGAACCGGAACAAGAUUGACAAGAUUCCUAGCCAGCUCUUCUUCUGUCGCAAGCUGCGCUACCUGGACCUAAGCCACAAUAAUCUCACCUCGAUCCCAGCUGACAUUGGUUUCCUGCAGAACCUUCAGUAUUUUGCUGUCACGGCGAACCGAAUCGAGGCCCUGCCACCCGAGCUGUUCCAGUGUAAAAAGCUGCGGACCCUCAACCUGGGGAAUAACUGCCUUCAGUCUCUUCCGUCUCGUUUUGGGGAGCUCACCAACCUCAUGCAGCUUGAGCUGAGGGGGAACCGGCUGGAGUGUCUCCCGGUCGAGCUCGGCGAGUGUCGCUUGCUCAAGCGCAGCGGCGUCAUCGUCGAGGAGGACCUGUUCAACACUCUACCCUCAGAGGUCAAGGAGCAACUGUGGCGGGCAGACAAGGAGCAAGCCUGAGCCAGAGGCCGGAUGGGGUGGGAGGAAAGGAGCAAUAAAAUGA